UGCGGAGGGAAGAGCUGGUAGAAGCACUCUGCUACAGGACUAAGCUCUAUUUUCAAAUCUAUAGAGCCAGCCUGGAUUCUGCCUUCCCUCUCCUGGCUUCUCCAGUGAGCUGCUCUGCUCAAUCUGUGCUGAGAUAUCCUUUUGAUCUUGGCACCUGUUCCAACUCGUCAGCCAGGUGAAGGUGAUUCUUUCUCUGACUCCCUCAGCCAUUGUUUUUGGGCUGCUUUUCCUCCCUCCCUCCCUCCUCUCUGUGUUCAGCCCUGCCUCAUGCUUUGAGUGAGUGGGUUUGGCUGUGGCUUGCAGUGCGCGUGGAGCUCCAGAAUAUUCCUCACUAGAGUGAAGGUGUGGAACACUGGAGUAGAAUACUGAGACAGAACAGUGAGGUGUUUUGGUGAGGUAGAAUUAUUUAGUAGAAUACUGAUUUCGAACACUGAGGUAGAAUUUCUGAGUAGCGUUUUGAGCUGGAACUUUAGCAAUAACUUUAAUUCUGAAGUAGAGUACUGUGGUGAAAUACUUGAUCGGAAUACUGAGCUAGAAGUAUUUUGUGGAACAUUGAGGUAGUUACUGUAGAUUAGGGAGGAUGGGGGGUCAUACUGCAGUGGUGUGUUUGGUUCUGCUGGCCCUAUGCUGUGUGCUACUGCUAAGAGGAGGGGAGAGCGCAGGAGGCAUAGUCUCUAUAGGCCAGGCUGUGGAGGAGAGAGGGAUGGACGGAGGAAUGGAGGCCCUACAUGGAGAGGAUUCCCAGGAUGAGCUGGCUAAAGAACAGGAGCUCACAGAGACACAAAGACAGACUGGCAAGGCAAAGAGAGACACAGAUGAAGAAGCCAUACCAGCCCGGGUCAGGAGAGCCCCAGAGGAGGAGGAGGGCAAAGGGAAGAAAAAAAAGGGCAAGAAGGACAAGAAGAACAAGGAGUCUAAAGCAGACAAAAAGCUGAAGGACAAGGGAGGCCGCCGCGGCAAAGCACCAACAAUUCCUCCACCGACCACUACCACACUACCACCGACCACUACCACAGAGGUGUACACAGAGCCAGCGCCCACAGAACCUGACCCCUACCCAGACUUCCCCUAUUUAGACAGCGAGGAUGACUACUGGAACCCUGAUGAUGAUAAGCCAGCCACCCCAGAGACUGACUCAGAGGAUGAGUACUGGAACCCUGAUGAUGAUAAGCCAGCCACCCCAGAGACUGACUCAGAGGAUGAGUACUGGAACCCUGAUGAUGAUAAGCCAGCCACCCCAGAGACUGACUCAGAGGAUGAGUACUGGAACCCUGAUGAUGAUAAGCCAGCCACCCCAGAGACUGACUCAGAGGAUGAGUACUGGAACCCUGAUGAUGAUAAGCCAGCCACCCCAGAGACUGACUCAGAGGAUGAGUACUGGAACCCUGAUGAUGAUAAGCCAGCCACCCCAGAGACUGACUCAGAGGACGACUACUGGAAGGGAGAGGAAGAGGAGCCUGCAGGCCCAGUGGUCGACCCAGAAGAUGACUAUUGGAAGGGAGAGGACCCGACGGCCAUACCCCCCCCUCUUGUGGUGGAUGGAGAGGUGGAUACGGGAGAUGAAGACUACUGGGAAGCCAAAUAUGAGGUGCCCGAGAAUCUUCCUUUCCCUGACGGUAAAGAGGUCGUCCCCACAGAGAAAAAUGACUUAAGCUACGCUGUCACAGAGGAUUCUAUUACACCACCACCUACCUAUGAAAGCCCAUGGUACGAGGAGUAUGACUACGGAUAUAGUGGUGGAGAGACAAAAAAACUGGAGGAGGAGGAGGAGAGGGAGAGACAAAGGAAAGAAAAGGAGAGAGAGGAUAGAGAGAGAGCUCAGCAGAGGAGGGAGGAGGAAGAUAGGGAAAAAGCCAAGAAGAGACCACCCGUAUUCAAAGAGCCCAAAAAGUGUCCUCCACUGGGUAUGGAGUCUCACAGGAUAGAAUCAGACCAGCUGCUGGUCUCCUCCAUGUCUCACCACCGUUACAGCCAGGGCAGGGCACGGCUCAACAUGCAGGCUUCAGAGGAUGAGGAGGACAUGCGUGGUGGUGCGUGGUGUCCUAACCAAGAGGACAACAUUCACUGGUUUGAGAUUGACGCUCGCAGAGCAACAGAGUUUACUGGGAUCAUAACACAAGGGCGAGACUCACGCAAUGAGAGUGACUUUGUGACAUCGUACUAUGUGCAAUUCAGUAAUGACAGCAGAGAAUGGACAACCAUGAAUGACGGUUACUCUGACUGGUUGUUCUUUGGUAACUCUGAUAAGGACACCCCAGUGUUGAAUCAGUUAGCUGAGCCUAUACUAGCUCGCUACAUCAGAGUCAUCCCUCAGAGCUGGAACGGCAGUUGCUGUAUGAGGCUGGAGGUGCUGGGAUGCCCACUGCCUGACCCCACCAGUGCCUACCAGAGGUUGCAGAAUGAGGUGACUCCAGUCCAGUACCUGGACUUCAGACAUCACAACUACUCAGAUAUGGUCACGCUGAUGAAGUCUGUGUCUGAGGAGUGUCCCAACAUCACCAGUAUGUACAGCCUGGGCCGCAGCUCCAAUGGACUAGACAUCGUGGCCAUGGUGAUAUCAGGCAACCCCACAGAACACGAGAUAGGUGAGCCAGAGUUCCGAUACACGGCUGGUCUCCAUGGAAAUGAGGCGACAGGGCGGGAGAUGGUUCUUCUUCUGAUGCAGUACCUUUGUAAGGAGUACAGAGAUGGCAACCCCAGAGUGCGCCGCCUGGUGGAGGGAAUACGUACCCACCUGGUGCCCUCUCUGAAUCCUGACGGACAGGAGAAGGCCCUUAUAGCGGGUUCAGAGCUGAGUGGUUGGACCACAGGCCACUGGACGGAGGACGGCCAUGACAUCUUCCACAACUUCCCUGACCUGAACAGUGUUCUUUGGGAGGCAGAGGACAAGGGUAUGGUGCCCAAACUGACCCCCAAUCACCAUGUCAAGAUCCCUGCUGACACAGUGAGGGACGACAAGAUAGCUGUGGAGACUCAAGCCAUCAUCUCGUGGAUGGAGAGCCACCCGUUUGUACUGGGGGCCAACUUCCAGGGAGGGGAGAGGGUAGUGGCCUACCCCUACGACAACCACCGCCUAACCAAGGCCGCCAGCACCAGCGAGAGAGACAGGGCACACAGCCGCAAGAAGAGACAGUACGAGGAUGAGUAUGACAGAGGGGCAGAUUGGGAUAGAGGCUACGACCGUGAGGAGCCAGAGGAUGAUGAUAGAAACAGGGGAUACCAGGAACCAGAAGAGGACCGGCGGAACAGGGGAUACCAGGAACCAGAAGAGGACCGGCGGAACAGGGGAUACCAGGAACCAGAAGAGGACCGGUGGAACAGGGGAUACCAGGAACCAGAAGAGGACCGGCAGAACAGGGGAUACCAGCAGCCGGAAGAGGACCGGUGGAACAGGGGAUACCAGCAGCCGGAAGAGGACCGGCAGAACAGGGGAUACCAGGAGCUGGAGGAGGAGUGGAGGGGGCAUGGCUAUGGACACAGGGAAGAGGAAGAGGAGGAUGACAGAGGGGGACAUCAGGAAGCAGAGCCUGAGGAUGAACCCAGGGCCACGGCAGACGCCUCCUUUUUCAGGUGGUUGGCUAUCUCCUACGCCUCCACUCACCUGUCCAUGACAUACACUUCCCACGGCUCCUGUCACGGCGAUGACAUCACUGGCGGCGUCGGAAUCAUCAACCGCGCCAAGUGGAAGCCCAUCACAGGAAGUAUGAAUGAUUUCAGCUACCUGCACACUAACUGUCUGGAGCUGUCAAUGUUCCUGGGCUGUGAUAAGUUCCCCCAUCAGACUGAGCUGGUCAUUGAGUGGGAGAAGAACAGAGAGGCCAUGCUCACCUUCAUGGAGCAGGUACAUCGUGGGAUCAGGGGCGUGGUGAAAGACGAAGAAGGGAACCCCAUCACUAAUGCCACAGUGUCUGUAGAGGGGGUCAACCAUGAUGUCACUACAGCUGUAACAGGGGACUACUGGCGCUUGUUGAACCCAGGUGAGUACCGUGUGACGGUGCGGGCAGAAGGCUUCACCCCCCUGACCAAGCUGUGUGUGGUGGGCUACGAGCCAGGGGCAACUACCUGUAGCUUUAACCUGGCCAAGUCCAACUGGGACCGCAUCAAACAGAUCAUGGCCCUGCACGGCAACAAGCCCAUCCGCUUGCUCAGCCACGGCAACGGUGGAACACGACGGAACACCGCCUCCAACGGUAACAGCCGUUUGGUGCAUAACAAUGGCGCUGCCGCCAAUGAACCUGAGACGAGUCGCAUGCGUCAGCAAAAGCGGAGGCUCGGCCGCCUCCGUCGUCUACGACAACAGAAACUGAUGAGAUCGACAACGACUUUGCCCCCGACAACCACGCCGGUUCCCACAACAACAAAAGCGGAGCCCACCACUGCCUGGUACGACUCUUGGCUCAUAGGAGAGGGGCAAACAUCGGCGCCAGAAGGUUUCACAGACUCCAUCUUGGAUUACAACUACGAGAUCGACGAUUACUAAGGGUAACACCAAGACCUUGUUCCAAUACAUCCUUCCGCCCCACUUCCUUAAAAUAAUCAAGGUAGGGAAGGAAGAAGUUGAACAGGACCAAUGUCAGUCAAGCCCAGACUGUUAACUCAAUUCCUGGACAAUAAAGUGACCCCUUGAAAAUCUGAAUAGACUGGAUAUGUUUAAGCAAUAUGGCUUAAACUCCAAUAACUCCGGUAGGAUAGAUUGACUCUCCCCUUCCUAUAUUACUGAACCCAUCCAUUCUUUCAGAUCUACAAAUGGGCUACAAGAAGCGUUUAGGUAUAUUUACAGAAACUCAAAAGGAACAAUGAUGUUGAAUACAGUCAGGCACACAAGCUAAUGUCAGUGUUCUGUAGAACUGCUCGAGUAGGUCUUUUGAUACUAAGUUCAACACAAAUGAAAAUGUCAGUACUGAUAUCUGGGAAAGUCCUUUUACACCAAUUCAAGGCCUUCCUAGAGAAUGUACUUCAGAGAUCAUCUAUAUGUGCUGGUUGUAAAUUAAACAUAUUUUACCACCUCCACCCCCGAAGAGUAAAAACAAAGAAGCAAAGUUUUUCUUAGAAAAGUAUGGAUUUAUUUACAUUAUUUUCACCCAUGACAGCAAAACCAUAAUACCGACAGACAUUAAAAUGUUAACUUUACAAAAUGUUAGUUGAAGGUUGAGAGAACGAGAGAUUUUCUGAAAUGUUCCUCAUAACAUAGCUGAGGAAAGUUAUUUUUUCAAUGAAUAAAGGCUCAUUUACGUACA
Salvelinus namaycush (lake trout) is the source of this 5237-nucleotide messenger RNA. Its product is annotated as adipocyte enhancer-binding protein 1-like. The record is from RefSeq and is a predicted model, not a curated record. Bases 581 to 4480 code for a protein of 1299 amino acids. Gene Ontology annotation, biological process: proteolysis; negative regulation of transcription by RNA polymerase II. NCBI's taxonomy places the organism in Eukaryota, Metazoa, Chordata, Actinopteri, Salmoniformes, Salmonidae. The transcript is spliced from 23 exons. Gene Ontology annotation, molecular function: zinc ion binding; DNA-binding transcription repressor activity, RNA polymerase II-specific; metallocarboxypeptidase activity.